UCUUUUAAUUAGACUCUUAAUGGUGUUAGUUAAUUAUUAUUAAUUAAUAAUAUAGAUAUGCAGAAAUGUCAACACAGAGACCACGAGGUUUAGAUAACAAAAUUCUUCAAGCUAAGCUCCAAAAUCGGAUAGUUAAUGCGCCAAUGAAAUCUGUUUACUAUCAACCAAUCAUUUCUUAUCACUUCUUUUUAAUUAGCCUUACAAAUCACACCAUUUUUCGGUCAAUCAAAAUUUACCUAUUAAACGUGGUUCGGCGCUAUCUGUCAAAAUCGUUCCUGCAUUGUUCUCCCUAACUGUGUUGGUCUGUUAUAGAAGGCGUACGGGUAUAAGCGUCUUCCCCCCUUUUAAUAUUUGUUUUAACAUUAUAAAUAUGAUUUGCAAUAAAUGAAGCUAUCAUUAAACAUAAUUAUUAGGGGUUUUUUUUGUUCCCUAUAUAGAAGACGUCCGCGUAUAAGCGUCUUCACCCCUUUUUAAUUUAAGUUUAAAUUUUAAAUACAGCUUUUUAAUCUUAGUGUGGGAUAUAAUCCCACCGUUUUCUGGCCCCAUCCAGUGCAAUUAUUUUGCAUUGUUUAAAUACAGCUUUUUAAUCUUAGUGUGGGAUAUAAUCCCACCGUUUUCCGGCCCCAUCCAGUGCAAUUAUUUUGCAUUGUUGGGGCAGGAAAUAUUGUACUCACUAGUCACAUAUGCAGAUAUUAACUAAAUAAAGUGUUUUCCCUAUAAUAAAUGAAGCAUAUGCUCGCCCAUAUGGUUUUAAACCAGUGGCGAGGGUAAAUAAACUCAACACACACACACAGUCUUUCAAUCCAUUCCACUCACUUAAAGGUUCCUGAGCUCGCUUUAAAAUUGCUCUUUUUAGUAUCUAAUCAUAUUAAACAUACUUUAAUAAAAUUAUUUUUCCUAAAAUUCGAAUAAAAUUCACGGAAAUUGCUUUAGUAUUACCGUUACAAAACCCGGUAUCGCACAGAUGAUAGACUUGCUAUCCGUUUAGCAGGUGCGACCUCAAACCGGAAGUGACGUAUAAUUAUCCCUAGUGUAAACUGAAAGUAGUAACUUCACAAUAUAAACACGUACAAUUGGUACUGAAAAUACGAAUUAUGGAAGGUAAUGUCUUUGAUUACGAGUUGGAUGAUAAUUUUGUCGUUCAGCCAUACAUGUACGAACCUGAACCGACAAUUGAAAUUAACGAGAGCGAUUCCAAUGAUGAAGAAUCGGAGGAAGAAUUAGACUUUGAUUUCGCCGUAGAAAAUGACCGAAAUCGAGAGAGGAUUGGGAAUGUUAACUGGUGUGAAUGCAGAAACUGCAGCGCCAUGCCAACCGGUAUUGAGAGUAAAUGCUGCAUGGAGUUUGGAGAGCUUUCUGAAAAGCUUGACGGUUUUUGCUGUAUAACCCAACAUCCAGGAUUUGUGGGGAACUGUUUAAAUAGGGAUGUUAUUGAAGUGUCAUUUUACGAAUUUCUUCAGCAAAAUGGACCAGUGGGAGACGAGGAGCCAAUUCAUGAGACAUACAGGUAUGUGGCCUAUCGAAGACUUGCACGGUGGAUUUGGCAUCGUCUGGCAAAAUAUGACAGGCGUGUGUUACCUGCAUGUGCAGUCACAGCAAUUAGAGCAUACUUUCCUUCACAACAAUACACUGGAUACAAAUAUGCCCGGGAUUUUUGAUGACAUCUAGUGUCAUGAAUACCUAGAUUUGAAAGCAGAAAUAGCUUCUGACUUCGAGACAUGAUUUGCUCCUGAUGAGAGGGGUGGGGGUGCAACAUAAAGUUGAUAUGCAGCUACCUGUGCUUUCUUGUGAGAGCUGAACUUCAUCCUAAGUCGAAUCAGCUCUGAAUUUAGCUUGUCAAUGUAAUCUGUAACAAGUAAACAAAACAUCAGUCAUUGAUACUUGUAACUUUGUAUAUAUUAUUACUGGUUAGGAGUGUUUAAGAAAUUAAAGUUGUAUAUGAUUGACUCUUGCAUUCCAUGUUCAUAUGAAUUGAGUGCAAUAAAAGAUAAACAAAACAACUUGUAGAAAUCUUUUAAGUCAUUCCUAUUAUUAUAUCAGUAUAUUGGUUAUUCAAUUUAUAAUUUAAACAUAAUAGUUUUCACCAAUUUCUACAUAAGCAGCAGAAU
This is a messenger RNA of Ruditapes philippinarum (Manila clam), 2108 nucleotides long. RefSeq names its product P2X purinoceptor 7-like. The coding region runs from base 1095 to 1658 and encodes 187 amino acids. The transcript has 3 exons. The record is from RefSeq and is a predicted model, not a curated record. Lineage: Eukaryota; Metazoa; Mollusca; Bivalvia; Venerida; Veneridae.